Galleria mellonella (greater wax moth) is the source of this 1492-nucleotide messenger RNA. RefSeq names its product cytochrome b-c1 complex subunit 1, mitochondrial-like. The transcript has a single exon. The coding region runs from base 36 to 1427 and encodes 463 amino acids. Gene Ontology annotation, molecular function: metalloendopeptidase activity; metal ion binding. Lineage: Eukaryota; Metazoa; Arthropoda; Insecta; Lepidoptera; Pyralidae. Gene Ontology annotation, cellular component: mitochondrion. The record is from RefSeq and is a predicted model, not a curated record.
UCUGCACAUCAAUUGGACCUGUUAAUAAUUUUAUUAUGUUUAGAAAUAUUUUCCCAUCGGUAUCCAAAGUCCUUAAGGCUAGCGUAAGGCACUGCUGGGCUAACUGCACACCUGUGGAUUUGCCAUCAAAUACUCAGCUAUGUAUAUUGCCCAAUGGCGUGAGAGUGGCCACCGAGCAAACAAAUUCAUCGUUAGCUUCCAUCUCACUUUACAUCGAAGCCGGCCCAAGAUUUGAAACGGCCUGUAACAAUGGUAUUACUCACUUUAUAGAGCAUAUGGCAUACAAAGGGUUUAAUUCCAUGACAAAAUGUCAACUGCAGGAAUCACUUCUGUUAAUGGGCGCAAAGUUGGGUGCUCAUACUACUAGAGAAAUACAAAUAUUCUCUGCUAAGUGCCUUGUUGAGAAUGCCGGGGAUAUCAUACAUAUCUUGUCAAAUGUGAUCACCGAUUUAGCACUGUUAGAAGAGGAAAUAGAGGCUGAGAGGUACAAUAUUUGUUUAGAGAUGGUGGAUGCAGAUAACGAUCCGAAACAAGUCGUAUUUGAUUACUUACAUCAAACUGCUUUCCAAGGCACUCCCUUGUCGCAGCGCGUCAUCGGACCCACGAGGAACAUACAACGGUUUGACAGACAUUUCACUGCGACAUUCUUGAGCCAACAUUAUCAACCUUACAAGCUAGCUCUGGUGAGUUCAGGUUGUUUAGAUCACAGUCAGAUGGUCGAUUUUGCAUUAGCAAGAUUCGGACAUAUGGUUAGCCAUUCAGCUUACGAGUCAGAUGAGGGGCCUUGUCGUUUCACUGGCUCUCAAGUCAUUUAUCGGGAUGAUUCCAUGCCCUUUGCUCACGUCGCCAUAGCUGUGGAAGCUCCCGGGUACAACAGUCCUGAAUAUUUGACGCUGCUAGCGGCAAGUUAUGUCGUAGGAUCGUGGAACAAAGGUCAAGGAGGCGGCAUAAAUAACGCGUCGCCUUUGGCGCAAGCCGCAGCUACCGGUAAUCUCUGCGAAAGCUUUGAGUCAUUUUAUAUUGCUUACCGAGAUAUUGGUCUGUGGGGAUGUUACUUUGUAUGUGACCGAAUGAAACUGGAGGACAUGAUUUAUAACAUUCAGAACACUUGGAUGAACUUAUGUAUUUCAACUCAAUUUUUUGAUGCCAAAAGAGGAUCGAGGCUAGCGCAUUUGGAGAUAGCGAAAGCUGUAACGGGCAGUAUUAAUUCUUGUCAUGAUCUCGGUAUUCAGACAAUGUACCGGUGUGGUAGGAAGUCUAUACAAGAUAUUGCUUAUGAUUUAUCGACAAUAAACCAGCAGAAUGUAAAAGAAACUGUCGAAAGAUAUAUUUAUGAUAGAUGUCCCGCCGUUGUCGCAGUGGGGCCCACUGAGAAUCUACCAGACUAUACGAGAAUCAGGGCUGGUAUGUAUUGGCUUAGAUUAUAAUUUUGGAAUUAUUUUUGUAUUGAUUUCAAAAUAAAAGUUUUAAAAAACUUUGUAAGAUGGUAUUA